UGCCUGCUGCGGCGGGGCCGGAAGGAGGCCAACGACGACAGCCCGGGCCCCUCGGCGGCGGCAGCGCCCGUGCGGAGGGGGGGAGAACCCCAGGGUCCGGCCCCGGUCCGGCCCGGCCCGAGGGACGGACGAUGGCAGAGAUCAGCGACCUGGACCGGCAGAUCGAGCAGCUGCGGCGCUGCGAGCUCAUCAAGGAGAGCGAGGUCAAAGCCCUGUGCGCCAAGGCCAGAGAAAUCUUGGUGGAGGAGAGCAAUGUACAGAGGGUGGAUUCUCCCGUCACGGUAUGCGGGGAUAUCCACGGACAAUUCUACGACCUCAAAGAGCUGUUCAGGGUGGGGGGAGACGUUCCUGAGACCAACUACCUCUUCAUGGGGGACUUCGUGGACCGCGGCUUCUACAGUGUUGAGACGUUUCUACUACUGCUGGCCCUCAAGGUGCGCUACCCUGACCGCAUCACCCUGAUCCGGGGCAACCACGAGAGCCGGCAGAUCACCCAGGUGUACGGCUUCUACGACGAGUGUCUGCGCAAGUACGGCUCGGUGACGGUCUGGCGCUACUGCACCGAGAUCUUCGACUACCUCAGCCUGUCCGCCAUCAUCGACGGCAAGAUCUUCUGUGUGCACGGGGGCCUCUCCCCCUCCAUCCAAACCCUGGACCAGAUCCGGACGAUCGACCGGAAGCAGGAGGUGCCGCACGACGGGCCAAUGUGUGACCUUCUCUGGUCGGACCCCGAAGACACAACGGGCUGGGGUGUGAGCCCCCGGGGGGCAGGGUACCUGUUCGGCAGUGACGUGGUGGCCCAGUUCAACGCGGCCAAUGACAUCGACAUGAUUUGCCGGGCCCACCAACUGGUCAUGGAGGGCUACAAAUGGCACUUCAACGAGACCGUUCUCACCGUCUGGUCCGCGCCCAACUACUGUUACCGCUGUGGGAAUGUGGCCGCUAUUUUGGAACUGGAUGAACACCUGCAGAAGGACUUCAUCAUCUUCGAAGCGGCACCCCAAGAGACCCGGGGCAUUCCUUCCAAGAAGCCCGUGGCCGACUACUUCCUGUGACCCCCGAGGAGUCGUCUCCAACCUCCCUUCCCCUCCACCCGCCCCGGCCUCACCGGGCUGGCUGCCCCUCGGACCACUGUGACUCUGCCCGCGGCCGCCACUCCCCCCCAUUCUCGGGGCAGAGUCUCCUAGGGCAGAGGGACUUUUUCCAGCUGCCCCCUUUUCCUCUUUUCCCCACCCACCCUCCCUCCCCUAAAGUCCUGGCCCCGUCGGCUCUUAAGAGGGCCUUAGUCCGUGGGCUCUGUCCCUACUCGUUCCUGGGAGGAGGAGCUGGGGAAGAAAAGGCUUUUACAUCCCAGGCGAGGGAGCCGGGAGGAAAAAGGUGCUGUGACCUGGGGAAAGGAAACUGUGGGGGGAAAGGAGUCUCGCACCAGGGACGGUAGGGUAGGGAGAACCAUGGCUUUAAUGUCUCUCUUCCUAACCCACUCCUCCAGGUUGAUCUGAUUCCGAGUUUCCAAUUUU
Molecule: messenger RNA, 1517 nt
Organism: Tachyglossus aculeatus (Australian echidna)
Lineage: Eukaryota; Metazoa; Chordata; Mammalia; Monotremata; Tachyglossidae
Gene: PPP4C
Product: protein phosphatase 4 catalytic subunit
Exons: 9
Coding region: 132-1055 (307 amino acids)
Biological process (GO): double-strand break repair via homologous recombination; peptidyl-serine dephosphorylation
Cellular component (GO): cytoplasm; nucleus
Molecular function (GO): protein serine/threonine phosphatase activity
Source: RefSeq, a predicted model, not a curated record